AUGGGUUUAUCUGAGUUGCCUGCAGAGCUAAUUCUGAUUAUAGCCGAGAACCUCAACUCUGGGGCCGCCAUCAACUCUCUUGCUCGUACGAAUACAAGCUUCUAUGACUUGUUGAAUCCUUUCCUUUGCCGCUACUGUGUGCGAAAGGGGAUGGACGACAUCGCAUUGGGUCAUGCCGCGAAAUACGACCAUCUAGCGGUAGUCAAGCGGCUACUCAGUGCCGGUGCCGACCUCUAUAACCCCGUAUUCUCGGGUAAGAGUAGAUGGAACUUCGGAGAUGGUCCUUAUGCAAGCCACCCGAUUGCGUUGCAGCCGAACUUGGCGCCACAAGAGUGA
Molecule: messenger RNA, 336 nt
Organism: Aspergillus homomorphus CBS 101889
Lineage: Eukaryota; Fungi; Ascomycota; Eurotiomycetes; Eurotiales; Aspergillaceae
Exons: 1
Coding region: 1-336 (111 amino acids)
Source: RefSeq, a predicted model, not a curated record